This is a messenger RNA of Podarcis muralis (Common wall lizard), 3961 nucleotides long. The record is from RefSeq and is a predicted model, not a curated record. Lineage: Eukaryota; Metazoa; Chordata; Lepidosauria; Squamata; Lacertidae.
UCUGUGCGCCUCGCGCGUGGCGCAAAGCCGCGCCCAGCAGCAGCAUUAGCAGCAAACCCUCGCCGCCCCUCCGGGUCUCGGCUUUCCCCCCUUUUUGCUGCGGAGCUGCUGAGGAGCUGAGCGCACCCUGGCUGCAUGCAGCAGCGGCAGUAGCAGCGGUGGCGGCGGCGGCACCACCUCCUCCUCCAUCCUUCCCCCUCCAGGGGAUGGGGCGGGAAUGAUGGAUGAAGGCGUAAGCUGGCCGAGCACCGCUGCCCGCCCCGGUCUGGACGCGCCCUCCACCUUCUUCCCUGCAGGGCUUCCUCCUCCUGGGGCUAAGGAAUCACCUGACCGGCCGGAAGACCGGCCGGGGGCCCCCCAAUUAAAGUGCAUCCGCGGCGCAGACGGGAGGAGGAGGUGGUGGAGGAGGAGGUGGCGCCGCCGGCGGCGGUGCCGAUUGCAUCCCCUACGCCGGCAGCUGGAGUCGGGGCCGGGCGGCCGCCUGCAAAAUGGGCAGCAGGAUUACUUUCUUCGAGGUUGAAAUCCUUGAUUGGAAGACAAAGCAACAAUUAUGCUUUUUGGAAAAGGUUGAGCCAAAUGCUACAAUAAGUGAUAUCAGGCUAAUGUUCCAUAAAUUAUAUCCUCAGUGGUAUCCCUCAAGGCAGUCUAUAAGGCUUGAUCCCAAAGGAAAAUCACUGAGGGAUGAAGAAGCCCUUCAGCUGCUCCCUGUUGGCACAACCGCUACGCUCUAUUUUAAAGAUCUAGGGCCCCAAAUAGGAUGGACAAUGGUAUUCUUGAUAGAAUAUACGGGCCCAUUAUUCAUCUAUUUUGCGUUUUAUUUCCGUAUGCCUUUUAUCUAUGGCCUGGAUGACAGGUUUCCCUCGAGCCGGCACCCCGUAGUUAACUUGGCAUGUAUCUGCCAUUCUUUCCACUACAUCAAAAGGUUGAUUGAAACAAUAUUUGUUCAUCGGUUCUCCCAUGGGACUAUGCCACUGAGGAAUAUUGUUAAGAAUUGUUUCUAUUACUGGGGAUUUGCUGCCUGGCUUGCUUAUUAUAUCAACCAUCCUCUUUACACACCGCCCUCUUACGGACAAAAGCAGGUCAAUCUCGCUUUGAUCAUGUUCCUGACAUGUGAAGCUGGAAACUUUUCUAUCCAUGUUGCACUUAGUAAUUUGAGAAGAGAUGGUAAAAGAUCCAAGACCAGUAAGAUCCCUUAUCCGACGAAGAAUCCUUUCACAUGGCUGUUUUAUUUUGUGUCCUGCCCUAACUAUACUUAUGAGCUGGGGACAUGGAUUGGUUUUACUAUCAUGACUCAAUGCGUUCCAGUGGGACUCUUCACCUUUCUUUGUUUCAUUCAGAUGUCAGUCUGGGCAAAAGAUAAACACUCCACCUAUAUACGAGAGUUUAAGGAUUAUCCUAGUCUUAGAAUGUCUAUCAUUCCUUUCUUACUGUAAGAACAAGGUUGUUGGGUUUUUUAAAAAGUAAAUUAUCAGAAACAAAGUGGAUGAGGCUGCAUAGACACAACCACAGGCAAAGAAAAUAAGUUAGGGUAUGAAGAUAAUUUAGGCAAGGUUUCCCAGGAGCAUGCAGAAAAUACUAGCUAGUGUGGAAUUCCAUGGGCUCAAAAGCUACAUAGUGGGGUAGGAGAGCUGGGAGGGAGGAUUUCACAUCUGGCAACCAAUGCGCCCCUUUGGUUUCAGAUAGUACAUGGGUAGUACAUCUACCCUUCAGGUAAGACCAGUCACUAUUUACUAAGGUGGACAAUAAAGUCACUGGAUUGGGACGUACCACAGCUAUCCCCAAGUGGGUGGGACCCAACUGCAGAUGAGCUGAUCAAAGUACCCAAUGAAGAACUGUGUGACCAAAUGCUGCAUCAGCUGACGAUAAUUGGUCCAGCUUGUAAUGCCUGGCGAAGGUACUUGAGGAAGACCAAGUAGCUGCCUUACAAAUAUCAAGCAGCGGAGCAUUAGUGGCGAAGUGGAUGCUGACCUGGUUGAAUGAGAAAAUAGAUGUGUUGGCUGGGGCAGCUUGAGGGAUUCGUAAGCUAGGGUAAUGCAAGCCCGUAUCCAUCUGGCAAGGGUGGAACUUGAAACCCUCCUCCACAGAGAUGAAGGAUGGAAGGACACAAACAAGGAGUCCACUGUUCUAAUUUCUUGUGUUCAAUGAAUGUACAGCUUUAGUGCCCGAUGAACGCCUAAGGAAUGCCAGGCCUUUCCCAUAGGGUGCUUUGGAUUAGGACAGAAAGUUGGAAGAAUCGAUUCCUGUUGGACAUGGAAUCUCGAAAGUACUUUCGGGAUGAAGGUACAAUCUGCGCAGCAAUACUUAUGGAAGAUGCAGAGAUGUUUCACCUACCUCCCACAAUUCUUAGCUCCUUGGUAGCGUGGUGAGGGAAUUACCCAAUCCAGUGGCUUCAUCUUCCACCGUAGUAAAUACAUUACUUCUGGUAAAUGAGCCACCAUAGCUCAUUGUGUUCCGGGCUUUUUAGAUUCGUCUACCCAUGUACUAUAUGGAACCAAAGGGGCACAUUGGUUGCCAGAUGUGAAAUACAUUGGCAUUAUUUUCAGCAUUCCUACUCCGCUAACAUCUUCAUGUAUUUUUAAAAUUUGUGGGAUUCAGUAUUGGUUUUAUCUUCUCCCCCAAUCCCCAUGUUGUCAUCUUUAGCCAUGAAGGGUGUUCAGAGCUAACUCUUUGGCAAAGGUAUUAUCCACUGUUGCCGAAAGAAUAUGCUUUCUGUAAAAGUCUGGGCCAGGCCCUGUGGCAAAAAGGAAGCAUGAGAAUUGGGUGUGAAACAGUCUGGAAUUCCACAAACAGAUAUGUUUUGAGGGAGGGCAGUUCUGGAUGAUAUGUUUAUUGAGCGUUCAUCCUGAUUUGUUUCCAGGGAGGUUAGAUGAUGUUGCGUCAAAGCAAUUAUUAUUGUUUUCCCACUCUUUCUGGUGCGUUUCCCUUCACUUUCCUUAUUGCAAAAAAAGUCUGACUUUGGGAGAAAGUGGGGUUGUUGUGAAAGAGCUCCAAAUCCGCUCUAAUUGUGCAACCUGAUUUCCCCAGUAUGUGAUUGAAUCCCAACCUGAAAUAGCAACAGCCUGGAACUGCCCAAUCUCUGGACGAAUUGUGCUUCAAAGCUGAGGCAUGGAAAGCACUGUGGGCGGCUUCAAAUCAAGCAUUUGCUGUGGGAAAUACUUUUACAAUGUGAAUGAAAGUAGUACACCCACACACACAGAGAGAGAGCAUUGGGAAUGAGAACAACAUAGUUAAAGUGUUCAGAAUAAUCAUUUGAAACAGACUUGUUGGGAAUGAACCAUUUCAGACUGCAAGGUGAGAGUUGCCUAUUUGAAUGUUUCCAUUGCAAGAAACUCCCAGAUUUAUAUAAAACUUGAACUUGAAGGAAAAAGGGUUCUUGUGUGUCUCUUGCCCUAUUUAGCAUGCUCUUGUUGUCUUAAUGGAUGGCUGAUAGUUGUAUUUUGUAUUAGAUUUUAAUAUUUUGGGACUUGAUGCUAUGUUUUGGAUCAGCUGUUUUUUAUUUAUUAAUUGUGGUUAUUUUUGUAUUGGUUUUUAUUUAGUAAGUUGACUUGACAGGGUUUUAACCUUAAAAGUGGUCCAGAAAUAUUUAAAAUUAUUACAUUCAGGGUGUCCUGUUAAAGGGAAGAAGCAUUCAAACAUUCACCACCCUGCAGUCUGAAGUGAUGCAAUACCAACAAGGCUGUCAUGUGAUUAUUCUACUUGCAUCUCUCAUUCUUGGAAAACACUUCAUGCUAUACCCUGGUGCAUGCUUACUUGAGAGUAGGGAUAGCAAAUCAGUUAGUCUUGAUUCUCUAUUUCUCAUGAUUGUAGUCUUAAAUUCGGUCCUCCACAUUUAUGCAGCAUUUUGUGAAUUUUCUGUUAGAAAAUAUCCUCCUGAAAGUGCUUCAGCAUUUUAAUAUGAAUUUCUGCUAGAAAACCCCUUUUUGUAUGCCAUUUUGAAUAAUGCACACAUUUUUGCAAGCAA